AUGGCCAAUGCGAAUGGCUCCGAUCCGCCCAAGCGCGACACGAGAAACCAUGUCCUGUUCGAGGUAGCUACAGAAGUUGCAAAUCGAGUGGGAGGUAUCUACUCCGUCCUCAAGUCCAAAGCCCCCGUCACGACCGUCGAAUAUGGUGAGCGAUACACACUCAUUGGGCCUCUCAACCGCGCCUCAGCUGCCGUCGAGGUGGAAACCCUGACCCCGACCAAUCCGCAUCUGGUCGACACCAUCGCGUCGAUGAAGGAACGCGGCAUUGACCUGAUAUACGGACGCUGGCUGAUCGAAGGGGCUCCUCGAGUGCUCCUCAUAGAUACCGGAACAGGGUAUCGCUACCUGGAUGAGUGGAAGGGCGAUUUGUGGAACGUCGCGGGCAUUCCAUCUCCCGCGAACGACCACGAAACCAAUGAGGCCAUUGUGUUUGGGUAUCUGGUGGCCUGGUUUCUGGGAGAGUAUAUCUCCUACGACACGAAACGGGCCGUGGUGGCCCAUUUCCAUGAGUGGCUGGCAGGCGUUGCGCUGCCCUUGACGAAGAAGCGUCAUAUGGACCUGACAACCAUCUUCACCACCCAUGCCACCUUGCUGGGCCGCUAUCUAUGUGCCGGGUCAGUGGAUUUCUACAACAAUCUCCAGUACUUCGAUGUCGACGCCGAGGCGGGCAAACGCGGCAUCUACCACCGUUACUGCAUCGAACGGGCUGCUGCCCACUCGGCCGAUGUCUUCACUACCGUAUCGCAUAUUACGGCCUUUGAGAGUGAGCAUCUGCUGAAACGAAAGCCAGACGGUGUGUUGCCCAACGGUUUGAACGUGAAGAAGUUCUCCGCCAUGCACGAAUUCCAGAAUCUCCAUUCCCAGGCCAAGGAGAAGAUCCAUGACUUUGUCCGGGGCCAUUUCUAUGGCCAUCUGGAUUUUGAUCUGAACAAUACGCUGUAUUUCUUCACCGCCGGCCGGUACGAAUACCGCAAUAAGGGGGUCGACAUGUUCAUCGAGUCGCUGGCCCGACUCAAUCACCGCUUAAAGACCAGCGGAUCCAAGACCACCGUGGUGGCCUUCAUCAUCAUGCCCGCGCAAACCUCAUCGCUCACCGUGGAGGCCCUGAAAGGCCAAGCGGUCGUCAAGUCGCUCCGGGAAACCUUGGAGAAGGUGGAGAAGAACAUUGGCAGACGGCUCUUUGAACGAUGCCUGGCCUGGAAGGAGGGAGACAACAUGCCCGACGAGAAAGACCUCAUCACCAACCAAGACCGUGUCUUGCUCCGUCGCCGUCUCUUUGCGCUUAAGCGACACAAUCUGCCUCCCAUCGUCACCCAUAACAUGGUCAAUGACGCGGACGACCCCAUUCUGAACCAGUUGCGUCGGGUCCAGCUUUUCAACCACCCGUCGGAUCGAGUCAAAAUCGUCUUCCACCCUGAAUUCCUCAAUUCAGCCAACCCGGUGUUGCCGCUCGACUACGAAGACUUUGUCCGUGGGACGCACCUGGGGGUAUUCCCAUCCUACUACGAGCCAUGGGGCUAUACUCCGGCCGAGUGCACCGUGAUGGGGGUCCCCAGCAUCACGACGAACCUCUCCGGGUUUGGCUGCUACAUGGAAGAUCUGAUUGAGAAUUCGUCCGACUACGGAAUCUACAUCGUGGACCGCCGGUUAAAGGGCGUGGAUGAUUCCGUCAACCAGCUCACCGACUUCAUGUUCGACUUUGCGAUAAAGAGCCGGCGGCAGCGCAUCAACCAGCGGAAUCGAACGGAGAGGCUGAGCGACCUUCUGGACUGGAAACGGAUGGGCCUGGAAUAUGUCAAGGCUCGACAGCUCGCACUGAGACGAGCGUAUCCGACGUCAUUCGACCCUGCGGAGGAUUUCAAUGAUAUCAUUGGAGGCACUGCGCAGAAGAUUGCACGUCCGCUUUCGAUCCCGGGCUCUCCACGCGAUCGCAGUGGCAUGAUGACUCCUGGCGACUUUGCUUCGUUGCAGGAGGGCCGCGAGGGGCUGAGCACGGAGGACUAUAUUGCCUGGAGGUUGCCGGAGGAAGAAGAACCAGAUGAAUACCCCUAUCCGCUCACCUUGCGGACGAAGAAAGCGGGGGAUCGGCCGCCGUCGCCGCUGGAUAUGAUAUCUUUGAACGGGAAUUAG
Rasamsonia emersonii CBS 393.64 is the source of this 2130-nucleotide messenger RNA. Its product is annotated as Glycogen(starch) synthase. Bases 1 to 2130 code for a protein of 709 amino acids. Gene Ontology annotation, biological process: glycogen biosynthetic process. Gene Ontology annotation, cellular component: cytoplasm. NCBI's taxonomy places the organism in Eukaryota, Fungi, Ascomycota, Eurotiomycetes, Eurotiales, Trichocomaceae. The record is from RefSeq and is a predicted model, not a curated record. Gene Ontology annotation, molecular function: alpha-1,4-glucan glucosyltransferase (UDP-glucose donor) activity. The transcript has 6 exons.